Messenger RNA from Prunus armeniaca (apricot), 399 nucleotides. Lineage: Eukaryota; Viridiplantae; Streptophyta; Magnoliopsida; Rosales; Rosaceae. The record is from the annotation of a GenBank genome assembly.
AUGACCAGGCCGCCGUCCUCUUCCUACCCCAGCCAGGUCCCGUCGCCAGCCGCCGUGAUUCCGCCGGAAAACAAGGAGAAAAGCUCCGGUUUUGACAGAAAAUUCGCCGGCUUCGUUCUCCGUCGUCCGGCCACCGAUUUCGGCAAGGUUCGGCCGGUUUUGGGUUCGCGAUUCCGGCCACUUCCGGUCAGUUUUUGGGGUACGUCCAAGAACAAAAGUGACUCCAAAUUAGGUGUUUUACCUAGGGUAGGAGUCAUGAGCCGUGAUUCGUGGUUUUUCCGGCGAUGCGAUAUCGCUUUGGACACCCACGCGCUGCCGGCGCGUGUGGCGGCGCGUGGGCACUGUAGUCGAGGGGCAAUUUUGUCCCAAUGUGAUCCUCAGGUUGUCAUGAGCGCGUAG